Molecule: messenger RNA, 541 nt
Organism: Paramecium sonneborni
Lineage: Eukaryota; Ciliophora; Oligohymenophorea; Peniculida; Parameciidae
Source: the annotation of a GenBank genome assembly
AUGAAUUCAAUGAAAUUUUCAAAUAAACCAAGUUUAUAAACUUUGAAGGCUUCUAAAUUUAGUUUGAUUGCAAUAGAAUAAAGAUCUCCAAAUUCAACGAAAUUGAUGAAAUGUAUAUAUUUUAAAAAAUUGUACUUUUAGUAAAACAGUCAUGCCUCAUUUCUAACUAGAGCCCAAAGUUUAAAACUGAGAGAACUAAAACAUUCAAUUUCGGUGAAAGUGAUUAGAAAGCUACAACAAAAAUGGGGAAUUUGAAAGAGAAAAUUGGAAAAUUAAUCAUUCUAUUAUAAAAAACGAAAGGAUAAAAAGAUAUUUCUUUUUAAGUAAAAGUUGAGGAGAUGAUUGAUUAAAUGAUGAAAUUAAGUCGUGUUGAUAUUAGAAUAUUGAAAUAGUUAAGAUAGAUAAAAGAUGAGAAAGAAUAAAAGGAACAAUCUCAAUUAAAAACAAUUUUAUUUAUAAAUAGAUAAUAAAAUUAAAUAGAAUAAUUAGUAAAUAUAAUAAUAAUAAUAAUUAGAAAAAAAGAUGUUUGGAAUAUAAUUGA